Dermatophagoides pteronyssinus (European house dust mite) is the source of this 1235-nucleotide messenger RNA. RefSeq lists its product as uncharacterized. Gene Ontology annotation, molecular function: acyltransferase activity, transferring groups other than amino-acyl groups. Lineage: Eukaryota; Metazoa; Arthropoda; Arachnida; Sarcoptiformes; Pyroglyphidae. The record is from RefSeq and is a predicted model, not a curated record.
AUCGUUAUUUAGCCAUUUUUGUUUUCGUUUUUCAACGAAACGUUUCGACCGAAUCUCAUCGCAUUUGUUUGUUGAGAACGAUUCCAAAUCGAAUUGAAAUCAUUUUUGUUGUUAAUGUUGUUUUUAGUAAAAUGGCAACCACAAUUAUGAAUCUUGAUGAUAGUGAUCAUCAUAAUGAUGAUCAUAUUAAUGAUUUAGAUUUUAAAUUAACAAUUCGUCCGAUGAAAUUUGAUGAAAUUGAAUCCGCUGUAAUGAUAUUUUCUCGUGCAAAUCUUAAUGAUUCAUUGAAUGUUGUACAAAGUUAUUAUCAAUCAGAUCCAUCCGGUUUUUUUGUUGCAAUCGAUGAAAAUGAAGACAAAGUAAUCGGUUCAUGUGCAUCGCCAAUGACUACACAUGGAACACGUAUUCUUGGACUGUAUUGUGUGGAAAAAGAAUAUCGAAAUUUUGGAAUUGGAAAAAAAUUAUUUUCAAAAUGUUUAACAACUUUCAACAAUGAUAAUUUCGGUCUUUGCGCUGUACCAAGUAAAUUUAAAAUCUAUAAAGAUCGUGCUGGUUUUCGUCAAAUUGAAGGUCGAUCGAUUGUUAUAAUCGAAGGUAAAUCACCAAACAUACAAUCAUUACGUACGGCUGAAAAACUUGAUCAAAAAUAUCAUUUGAUUAAAUUGAUGGCCGAUAAUAUUGAUUAUCAUGAAUCAUUGAUCGAAAAAAUAAUCGAAUUCGAUAAAACUGUUCAAUUAGACAAUCGUUCAACAUUAUUACGUUAUAUGUUUGCCAAAACGACGACAAUCACAUUAGCCGUAUUGGAUACAUCGAAUAAUGAUAGUAAAGUUGUUGGUUAUGGUUGUAUACAAUUAGAUCCAAUUGGUCGAUCAAUGCCUGGACCAUUAUACGCUAUCGAUCCAUUAAUUGGUGAAGUAUUAUUAGCCGAAUUAAUACGUUCGGAUGGUCGUUUUUCAUCCAACGAUCAGCUUGCCUAUUUUACUACAGAUAAUUCACCCGAAACAAUUCGUUGGUCAAAAGAAUUACUUGGUCUACAAGAAUCAUGUCGUUGUGAAAAAUUAUUUACAAAAUUUAUUCCACCAUUCAAUUAUGAUUAUCUUUAUUGUUGCCAUUCACCUGAUUUUGGCUGUUAAAUGUCAACCAAAAAUAUCCUUACUAUCAUUUCAAUUAUUAGAAGCUAUUCACAUUCAUUAACAAUCAUUUUUCUUUUUUUUUGGCAAAUAAUAAUUUGACAU